AGCUAAAAUUUCUCAGGUUGACAAAGCCUUCUUUGAUCUACAAAGGGCAAUCAUCCUUGUGGCUGGAAAAACUCUUGUGAAACCAAGGCAGCUAACAACUCAGUUUAUGAAAACCCAUCUGCAGUCACGAAAGAGUUACAGUUUGUAUGUCCAACCAGGAAAUUUUAGAUGUGUGCAGGCAGCCAAUAAAAGGAGAGAUCAACAGCACAGCUGACUCAUGGUUAGGAAAGCUUUAGUUGCGUUUGAAUACAGUUCACAGCUGACUAGCACUUGGUAUCUCCACCAGUUUCACCCCAUCGCUCCAUUGUUUUUAUGCCCAUAUUUCCAGAGCCAGACAUCGAGAAAUGGCUAAAUCAUUACCUGUGGUAGCCCAUGAAGAUUUGGAUAGCUUUACCUUGACCAGGACAGGCUCAGGCUUUGCACUCAAAGCUUUCCAUAUUUCUUGGAACACUCACAUCUCUUUGAAGCUGCUGACCAGCCAGAACACUACAGAGAGGGAGUGGAAGUUGCUACUUCAGGAUAUAGCAAGUGUCAAAUACUAUGAGUCUGAACAUCUCCUGCCUCCUCUUGGGAUUUACCAGUAUCAUGGACUCGUGGGGAUAGUGACUGAAUGGAUGAACAAUGGAUCCCUCCACUCGCUCAUCCAUGAGCACCAGCUGUACCCAGAACUUCCACUGCCCUUACUCAUCAGGAUCCUGUCAGAUGUGGCUGAAGGGCUGUAUCACCUUCACAGUCUUGGACCUGCUUUCUGCCACUGCAGUCUGAAACCUUCCAAUGUGCUUUUGGAUACACAGUACAGAGCCAAGAUAUCAGAUUAUGGUCUGAUCAGCUGGAGGAAACAGCAACUGAGGUCAGACCUGAAUAACUGCAAUCAGAGAACCUGCCAGGAUUUAGUGUACUUCCCUCCUGAAGUCCUUGAAGGAGGCCUUCCUUCCCAGGAAGGUGAUAUUUACAGUUUUGGAAUCCUGUGCUGGGAGAGCCUAAGCAGACGGAAACCUUUUGAAGGUCAAACAACCCUCCUGGAAGUUGUGACAGGAAUCUGCAGUAAUUUACGGCCUGGCAUUUCAGAGAAGUUUAUACCAAGCAAUUUGCCUGAGAGGAAUAGACUUUUGCAUCUUAUCACUCUGUGCUGGCAUCAAGAACCAGAUUACAGGCCACGUACUACCGAAUGUGCAGACCUUCUAAAUGGAAUUUUGACCAGUAUAAGUAAGGAGGCAAUUUCCACUGCAAUCUACAGUCUGAUGGAUGCAAAGGAGACAGCACUUAAUGCCUGCAAAGGUUCAGAAAUAUACACAUUGCAGACAGGCAUAUGCAAUUCAGAGGUCAUCUGUCCACAAAAAAAUACCCACUUAAUCAGCAAGAAAAUUCCUUUCAUAGUGCCAAGUUUGUCAACUAUUCUACUUGAUAAAGGUGCAAACAACACACGAAGGGAAAAUAUUCUAGAGACAGAUCACCCAGGCUCUGACAGUAGAAAAUCAAAUUCCUUUUGCACAAUUCCCUUACCUGGUUCAACUGCAAGCAAAGAAAGCAGUCAGCGUAACAAGCCAGCACUGGCUCUGAAGCACAGAGCACAACCUUUGCAUCUUGAACAAGCAGUUACAGAUCCUUGCCGCAAAGGAAACUGCUGUCAAAUACUAGCCUGCCAGAGACAGGCCAUACUGAACUGCAUGACAGAAGGACGCCUCAACCACAUCCUUGAUGUCCUUCGCUCACAGCAAAUGUUGUCCCGAAUGGAUUAUGAAACAAUUACCUCUUACCCCACAGUGACUGGCCGUGCUCGGGCAUUGUUGGACAUUUGCCUUUGCCUUGGAGAGAGGGCAGCCCAGGCAGUAGUGACUGUACUUUCAGUGACCAAAUGCAGCCCUCUGGGACAACGCAGCCAUUCCCCAGACUAUCCUGCUAAGGGAAACAGGUUGAUGUUGUGACAAGGUUUUUUUCCAAUUUAUUGCAUGCAUCAGAGCACUGGUAAUUUGUCAGUAAAUGAUUCAUGUUAAUUCCUCAUAACCCAUUGACUGAAGUCACUCCUUUCUACAUAAGAGAUUAAUGUAAUGUGAAAUAUCAAACUGCUUAAAGCUUAUGGUAUUGUGCUUGUACUCAAGCUAGUUCAUUAGCUAAGAUUUCUAUUGUCAUUGCCUCCAUGUCUGCAGUUAUCCCGAUAUCACAAAAUAAUACAGAAUAAAUUAUACCAAGAAAGAGUAAA
Molecule: messenger RNA, 2200 nt
Organism: Neopsephotus bourkii (Bourke's parrot)
Lineage: Eukaryota; Metazoa; Chordata; Aves; Psittaciformes; Psittacidae
Product: receptor-interacting serine/threonine-protein kinase 2-like
Exons: 13
Coding region: 345-1925 (526 amino acids)
Biological process (GO): regulation of apoptotic process; protein phosphorylation
Molecular function (GO): ATP binding; JUN kinase kinase kinase activity
Source: RefSeq, a predicted model, not a curated record